AUGGAUACUGUGCCCAGCUGGUCAUGCUUUUCCCUAGGUUCAGUGAAUGAGAACCAGAGACCGUCAAAUUCGUAUAACGGAGACCUGAAUGGACUGCUGGUGCCUGAUCCUAUUGUGGCCGGGGAUGGACCUUCUCUGGCUAAGCCUGUGCAUCGCAGCAUUUCUUUGGGAGCUCUGCAGGAGAAGCAAGUCAUCUGCCUUUCUGGUGAUGACAGCUCCACUUGUGUAGUGAUAUCAGCAAAAGAUGUGGAGAUAGUGGCCAGCAGUGAUUCCAGCAUCACCAGUAAGGCCAGAGGAAGUAACAAGGUGAAAAUACAGCCUGUUGCUAGAUAUGACUGGGAGCAGAAAUACUACUAUGGCAAUCUGAUAGCUGUUUCAAACUCUUACCUGGCUUAUGCCAUUAGAGCUGCCAGCAAUGGCUCCGCUAUGGUGCGGGUGUUGAGCGUCAGCACUGCUGAGCGGACCUUGCUGAAAGGAUUCACAGGCGGUGUGGCAGACCUGGCUUUUGCUCAUCUCAACUCCAACCAGCUGGCGUGCCUGGAUGAAGCUGGCAACCUUUUUGUCUGGCGCCUGGCCAUGGAUAAAGAAAAAAUCCAAGAGGACAUCUUGGUUAACAUCAAGCGGCCUGACAAUACCCCAUUGAACACCUCUCGAAGAAUCAUCUGGUGCCCUUUCAUCCCGGAUGAUAAUGAGGAGAGUGGUGAAGAGGGAAGUCAGACAUUGGCAUUAUUGCAUGAGGACAGGGCAGAGGUGUGGGAUUUGGACAUUAUCCGAACGAACAACAGCUCCUGGCCGGUGGAAGUGCCUAACAUCAAAGAAGGCUUCAUUGUAGUGAAAGGCCACAGCACGUGCCUGAGUGAGGGAGCACUUUCUCCAGAUGGAACUGUGUUGGCCACAGCAAGCCAUGAUGGUUUUGUUAAAUUCUGGCAGAUCUAUAUUGAGGGGCAAGACGAGCCAAGGUGUCUUCAUGAGUGGAAACCCCAUGAUGGUAGGCCUCUUUCCUGCCUGCUCUUCUGUGACAACCAUAAAAAACAAGACCCAGAGGUUCCCUUCUGGAGAUUUCUCAUCACGGGAGCAGAUCAGAAUAGAGAACUGAAGAUGUGGUGCACUGUGUCUUGGACCUGUCUGCAGACUGUCCGCUUUUCUCCUGACAUCUUCAGCUCCAUGAGUAUUCUUCCCAGCCUGAAAGUCUGCCUGGACCUCUCCGCUGAGUAUCUGAUACUGAGUGAUGUGCAGAGAAAAGUCUUAUAUGUGAUGGAGCUGAUGCAGAACCAAGAGGAAGGUAAAGCUUACUUCAGCUCCAUCUCAGAGUUCCUCCUUACCCACCCAGUCCUAAGCUUUGGCAUCCAGGCAGUGAGCCGCUGUCGGUUAAGGCACACCGAAGUGCUCCCCGCAGAAGAGGAAAAUGACAACUUAAGUGUAGAAGGUGCUCAGGGAGCUGGUGCUGUUGAAUCAGCAGCAGGCGUGCUGAUAAAACUCUUCUGUGUGCACACCAAGGCCCUACAGGAUGUGCAGAUUAGAUUCCAGCCUCUUCAUAGUCCAGACACGAGUUCAUCCAUGCCUUCCCAUAGCUCUCACGAAGAAUUUGCCUUUCCAGACCACAUGGCUGAUCUAAGCACAGAAGGGCUGGGAUCUGAAAAAGGAUCAGUGCAUGGCUCUCAACCAGACCUACGGCGUAUUGCUGAUCUGCCUGUGCCAGCAGACUUCCUUUCCCUCUCAAAUGAUGCCAAACCUAAGCUGAUGACUCCAGAUGCAUUCAUGACACCAAGUACAUCUCUUCAACAGAUUGCUGUAUCUCCAGGCAGCAGUGUCAGUUCCCUGACUGCAGUCACAGCCAUGAGUAGCACUUCUGUCACAGAUGCCUCUAUGCCCAGGGCUGUCGUUGUUUACAGGCCAUCAGAAGACUUGACUGUGAGCCCCAAGAUGCAGCUGGACACCAGCCUCACGCUGAGUAGCAGUAGCAGCAGUCUCCAGACUAGUCCUAGGAGUCAUUCCGUUCUUAUCCCAGGCCUCCCUGACAAGCUAACACCAAAGGCACCUCUUCCAGUCACGCCAGGAAACCCCUCUCUAGCAUUGGAACUACAGGAGGUGGAGCCCUUAGUGGUGCCCCAGGCUUCUCCCACCCGCGAGCGCUCGCCAGAUGUCAUUUCCUCUGCUUCCACAGCCAUCUCCCAAGAUAUCCCAGAGAUUGCUUCCGAGACCUUGCAACGCAGCUUUGCAGCAGCUCCGUCUGGGCUCCCUACGGAGGUGCUGGAGCCCAGUCAUCAUGCAGACAGUAUGGCAUCUGCUGCCUCAGCCUUGCAUUUGCUGUCUCCAAGGAACCGGCACAAUUCAGAGCACAGCCACCACUCUUUGGACAUGCCUCCAGUGGAGGUGGACAGACUGAAUGCUCCAUCGUUACUAGAGACUGCUUUAACUCAGGAAAAUGCAUCUUCCGACAGUGUUGUGAGUCAGCCUUGGCCAGCAGCUCCUGACAUAACCAGAGAAACCAGGAACAGCAUGGCAGACAGCCCAAGGGAUGAGGUUGAAGAAAAGCACAAGAGCUCUUCCUAUCAUCGACACAGCUACCACCUGCUGCAGCAUGACAGCCAGGAUGCCAGUGCAGAACAAAGUGACCAUGAUGAUGAAGUUGCAAGCUUGGCUUCUACGUCAGGUGGAUUUGGUGCCAAAACGUCUACGCAGAGGCUGCCUGUGAAGGACUGGAAAGCCAAGGCAUCCCCUCGGGCUUCCCCAAAGCUGAAGCGGAAGGGCAAGAAAGAUGAUGGGGAUGUGAACCAGUCGCCAAGAUCAUCUAACAACCAGGUGACACCGGAGUUCCAGGAUGAGCUGAUGUGCAUGUUGAGGAGCCAACAGCGGGAGCUCUCGGAGCUGCGUCAGAACCAGAUGGAGCUGCUGCAGAGGCUCACGGAUCACCUUGAUGCCGUUCAGAGCUCCCUUAUGGGCCAUAUGGAGAGGGUGAUUGACUCCCAGCAGGAGCAGGAGCAGAGAAGGCUAGACCGAGCCCUGACGGAAGGACAGCAGCGCAAUGGGCAGCUCCAGGAGCAUUUGUCUCAGCAGCUCUCUCAGACCCUGUCCACUGCUGUGUGUAACCGUCUGGAGAGGACCAUUCGGGAGGAGAUGAAGAAGACUGUACCCCAGUGCAUUUCCAAGAGCAUGGACCCUAUCACUGGCCAGCUAAGUAACACUAUUGCUGCCAAGCUCACUGCUGUUGAGGGGACACUGAAAGAGAGUAUCACCAAGCUAGUGAAAUCAAAGAAUCUUACAGAUAGUAUUGUGAGGGCAACGGCUGAUAUCCUGCAGGGGCCGAUCCAGUCAGCUUACAGGGAAGCAUUUCAGAGCAUCGUGUUGCCAGCCUUUGAGAAGAGCUGCCAGUCCAUGUUCCAGCAAAUCAAUGACACCUUCAAGCAGGGCACACAAGAAUAUAUCCAACAGCUUGAAACUCACUUGAAAAACAAGAAAGUACGAGAACAGGAGGCCCGGGACCCACUGCUGAAUCAGCUUCGACAGCUCAUCAGCACCUUCCAGAGCACCACCGAGCAGCUGGCGUCCACUGUCACAGCCAGUGUCCAUGCUGAGGUCCAGCAUCAGCUGCACAUUAUCGUGGGCAACAUGCAGGAGUCUAUUUUGGCCCAGGUGCAGAGAGUCAUUAAAGGUGAAGUGAGCCUGGCUAUGAAGGAGCAGCAAGCAGCUGUCACCUCAAGCAUUGUCCAGGCAAUGCGCUCGGCGGCCGGGACUCCAAUCCCCUCUGCUCACUUGGAUUUCCAGUCCCAGCAAACUCACAUCCUUCAGCUGCUGCAGCAGGGACACCUCAACCAAGCUUUCCAGCAGGCUCUGACAGCAGCUGAUCUCAACCUGGUUCUGUAUGUCUGUGAGACUGUGGAUACUCAGCAAGUAUUUGGGCAGCAUCCGUGCCCGCUGUCCCAGCCCGUGCUGCUCUCUCUCAUUCAGCAGCUCUCCUCAGAUUUGGGUACUCGUACAGAACUGAAGUUGAAUUACCUGGAGGAAGCAGUGAUGCACCUGGACCACAGUGACCCCAUCACCCGCGACCACAUGGGGUCAGUCAUGAACCAGGUGCGGCAGAAGCUCUUCCAGUUCCUCCAGGUGGAACCCCACAACACACUGAGCAAGCCUGCCCGUCGCCUCAUGAUCAUGCUCCAGGGCCUGGUCACCCCUGGCAUGACCUAGGAGGACCUGGCUACCUUGUGGGCUGCUCUGUGGAAGCCCACCCAGAAGAUCCAGUAGUAGGCUUGUGUUAAGAGCUCUUGCCAGGAAAUCUAUUGACAUGUGUGUCUUGUCUCUAAGGCAAACGCCAUCUGUGUAUAGUUCCAAAUAGUCACUGAACGCUCACUUGGCUUAUUUUUCCUAAAUAGCCUCUUUCUGAGAGUUAAGUCUCUUUUUCACCUGCCCAUCCGUCCCUGAGGCCUGGCUGGCAGUCCAAGUCACAUUCACCAGAAGCUGGUGGAUUUCUUACCCUUUUAGUUUAGAGGCUGCUGCUGUGAGCAGAGAAGGGAGGUGCACGCUGAGCCCCGAAUAAGGGGGCUGCCGGGGCCACCUGCUCCUCCUUGACCAGAAACUAGUACCCGUGUCUUAGUCGAGGACUCAAACUCCUCCUCCCUGGUGGGGUGUAGCAGGGAGGAUGUCAGCCAAGCAGCAAGGGGGGUUCAUUUAUCUCCAGCUCUGCCCUGCCCCCACUGUGGGGUGCCCAGCCCCUCCCGGGCGGUGCUGGCAGGUUUGGGCGGGGGGGCUGUGCCUGCAGGCAGCUGGGGGACCCCAGGAGGAGCUCUGGGUCAGAUGCUCAGGCAGCAGCGAGCUGCGCCAGCCCCUGGGGCCAUUGGUUCUGUUGUGUGUUGGAGCAUGUCCAUGGUUCAGACGUUAGUUUCGAUUUUACACCAGGGUUUUUCUUUUUAUCUAAAUUUUAAAGGGUUGGUUUGUUGGUUUUUUUUUUUGAAAUA
This is a messenger RNA of Athene cunicularia (burrowing owl), 4952 nucleotides long. It is a transcript of the gene EDC4, whose product is annotated as enhancer of mRNA decapping 4. Gene Ontology annotation, cellular component: P-body. Lineage: Eukaryota; Metazoa; Chordata; Aves; Strigiformes; Strigidae. The coding region runs from base 1 to 4185 and encodes 1394 amino acids. Gene Ontology annotation, molecular function: protein binding. The transcript has 29 exons. Gene Ontology annotation, biological process: deadenylation-independent decapping of nuclear-transcribed mRNA. The record is from RefSeq and is a predicted model, not a curated record.